Messenger RNA from Carica papaya (papaya), 1287 nucleotides. RefSeq lists its product as uncharacterized. Lineage: Eukaryota; Viridiplantae; Streptophyta; Magnoliopsida; Brassicales; Caricaceae. The record is from RefSeq and is a predicted model, not a curated record.
CUCUGUACUCAGGCUGGCACCACUGUCUCCUUCUACUUCUUCUGCAUUUCUCCUCCUCUCUCUUCAAAAUUCUCUUAAACCCUAACCCUAAGUUUGCUCCGGGCAAAGAACAAACAACGACGGGAACAACGACAAACACUAAAAAUUUGGACCCAUUAAAUUCUCUGCACUUUCACCUCAUGCUUUAACCAGAGAAAAAAGGAGAAACAUACAAAAAGCAUACAAAAUGCUUUCUCUGAUUCAUUGGGGGUUUCUUCAAAUCCUUCUUGCGCUCGCAAUCUCAAUCGCUCCUGUAAGCUCGGAGCGGCAAUCGAUAUACGACAUCCUGCGGGAGCACGGACUUCCCAUGGGCCUGCUGCCCAAGGGCGUCAAGAAGUUUGACAUCAACGAAACGGGGCAUUUCGAGGUCCACCUAGAUCAGGCUUGCAAUGCGAAGUUCGAGAGUGAAUUGCAUUAUGAUGUCAACGUUACCGGAAAACUGAGCUACGGCCAGAUCGGAGCCUUGUCGGGUAUCUCAGCUCAAGAGCUCUUCCUCUGGUUCCCGGUUGUGGGGAUUCGGGUCGAUGUACCCAGUUCUGGGCUUAUUUACUUCGAUGUUGGUGUCGUCUAUAAGCAGUUCUCGUUGUCGUUGUUUGAGACACCCAGGGACUGUGUGGCCGUCGGGCGUUCCUGGUCGGAUCAUGAUAUUCGGGAUGGCAAGUUGUUAGCUGAAGCAGUAUCUAAGAGUCAAUCUGGGAAGCUGCGGUAUCAACUUGUUCAGGAAAAUUUUGCAAGGGAUGUGCUGUAGAUUUUUCAGGAAGUUUCUUUAUAAAUUGCACAAUAGCUCAAUCAGCUGGUCAUGGGUUCUUCGGUUCUCCCCUGUAAAUGUCAUCUGAGAGUAUGCUUUAGCAGGUCCUAUGCUUCCGUCCUGUGUGCUUUGCUUGCAUUUUCCUUUUUCCAUAUAGUGCUGAAUCUGGGAACUUAUCAAGUCAUGCUCCUGUCUACAUGAGAAUGGCCGGUUAAUUCAAUUUAUAGGAAUAUUAGAUGAGGCAUCAAUGGUAUGGUCAAUUAUGCCUGGCCUAAAGAAGUCAGAAGAGAGAGGAGCAUUCAGUCGAGAUGAUUACAGGUGAUAAAUCUUCAAUAUUUCAUUCCAUAUGUUAAAUUUAUUGUAUUAUGAGUAUAAACACGGGUGCUGUAUCAAGUUUUUUUCUCUUUGUAGCAUAAGUUUUACAUUGGUGAGAGGCAUAUACCUUCCUUGAAUCAUGAUAUAAAAUUUCAAUAAUAAAAGCUCUCUGCCUAUUUUUCAUA